Effrenium voratum is the source of this 4965-nucleotide messenger RNA. The record is from the annotation of a GenBank genome assembly. Lineage: Eukaryota; Dinophyceae; Suessiales; Symbiodiniaceae.
AUGCCUUGCUGCUGGACCGGCUCGGCCGUGGUUCCCGAGCCAGGUGAGACAGCGCGCUUGCCCCUGUGGCAGCGGCCGGAUUCCGGCUUUCUUCGCUCGAAGGCGCAGCAGGCGGUGAACAGCCCAGAUGAGGCGGCACUCGUUGAACGACAGCAAAGGCGCUCGCCGCCCUUGCCGCUUCCAUAUGCGGAGCCCAUCCUGCCGGAGGGUGAAGAAGCAGUUGCACUGGCAGCCCGCCCGGGUUCCAGCUUCCCUUUGCUGCUGGUUGGCGAUAUGGGUGGGAACGUAGCUCUCUACGAUGUCGAGCCCAACGACGGCAAGGGGGCAAGUAUCUUGUGGUCGGAGUCGUUACACUCCUCUCUAGUGGCGGCGUGCUGGGAGCCUGGGGGCGGCUGCUUUGCUGUGGCCAGCCAGGGUUCUGAUGGGCAACGUGCCGGGCGGCACGCGAGGCGCGGCCCUCGCGAUGGUGCCCAGGGUGAAAGCUGCCGAAUCAGCGUUUGGAGUGUCCACGAUGGAGCCAACAAGCGCACAGUAGGCCAGCUGACAAGCCCAAUAUUGCGGGACUGGACUCUGCGGGCGCUUUGCUUCUGCAGUGGCUUCCGCCUUGUGGCUGCCGGGGCUGCAGGCCUGUGCUCGCUGGUAUCCCUGAUCGACGUAGAUACCUCACAGGAGGUAAGUCGCUUGGUGCUUCCCAGCAUGCAACUUCGUUGUGUCAGCCACUUCCAGUCUACCUCUGAAGGAGCUGUGAUGGAGUGUGCCGUGAUUGCAGCGGACCGGCGUGUUCUCUUGUGGGAUGAUAUGGACGGAGGUGAUGUAGAAAGCCAUUCUGGCUUUCGGCUGCCUGUCAAUGUGGUUUACGAGGAAAGCCCCGGUCAGGACUUUUCUUUGGCGUUGGAUGACGAGAGCCUUCUCGUGACCUGGUUGCAGGAGGACGGCCCGGCGUACCAGCUUGGGGUGCGUGCUGGUUGUGGGUGGCUGCUCACUGGCUGGCGGUUCUUGGACGACAAGUCCUGGCAGCUGCCCUGCGCGGCUGCAGAGGUCAGGGCGAUGAUGCGCGGGAAGCGCGUUUUGCUGCGCUUUCAGCACCCUGACGUGGAGGUGCGGUGUUUGGACCUGGAGAGCCGGGUGCUCUGCACCAGCGCCUCCCCAGACGGCACGCUGCUGGCCGUGGGCUGCGAGCGCUCCGGUGACGGGGGCGCCGGCGCGAGGGCGCUCGCCCCUGGCAACACCAUGACGCAGCUUCCACACGAAGGCAGCCGCCGAGCGCGGACCGAGCACAGCGCCCUCUCAGUGUGGAGUCUGGAGACGCACGAGCUGCUGCGAGCAAAGGAGGUGUACCUCACAGCCAGCAUUCCCGCACUUGCGUGGCUGAGCAGCUCCACCUUGGCGGUGGUUCUCACUCAGAUGAAAUCCGUCGGGCUGGUCAAUGUGGAGUCUGGCGCGUUGGUGCGAAGGUGGUCCUUCAGCUCUGAGACUCCGCAGCUCGUCACCGGGGCUAGUGAUUGCCCUUGGUUGGCAGUUGGCUUCAGGUCCCAAAGGAGCUCCCACGCUCCUUCCCGCUGCGCGGUCUUCGCGAAAGAUGGCGGAGGUGGCACGUGCAUUUCUGCUGGCCGAGCUCGACCCGUGGUUGCUCUCUCUGAUACUGGUCAAUUCCUUACUGUGACGGGCGCAGAUUUGGGCAUGACAAUGCAGAAGACGUUGGCAGAUACUGAUGCUACACAGGCGUCUGAAAGCAUUCCCCGCUCACCACCUCGGUCAACCACCGAUGCCUUUCGGAAGCGCUCCAGGGGCCUCUCUAUUUGGCAGUUGGGCGACAUGACUGCGCAGAGGGUUGCGGGCAUCGCGCGCGACUCCUCGGCCAUCAGCGUUGCAGUGAAUGGUGACCUUUUGGUGGCAUGCUUCUAUGAUGCAGAUGGCAGUUUCAUGCAGGCGUUCAAGCUGCCGGAUCAAGAGCUGUGCACAGAGGAACACGCAGACAGCUUGUCGUGUGUCGCAGCAAAGGGUGACGAUCCCACCAUGUAUAUCGCAGCAGCCGCUGGGCGCGCAGUGCGGUCGCACUCUACGAGUGUGGGUUUGGCUUGCUGGACGAGCUCUGAAGGUGUCGUCAAGGAUGGCUUGAGAUGCGCCUUGUUGGGGGCCGAGGUAGUUGCCUUGGCGUUCCUGCCUGGACGGAGUUGGCUGGCGGGUGCAGUGAACUCCCAUGCCGGCGCAGUGUGCUGCGUGUGGAACUUGUCGGACUCUGGCUGCGCGCGGCUCUCCUGCGAGGUGCCGUUGGAGGGCAGCUCUGUGCGGUGCCUGGCCAUUGGCUACGACUCCAAUUCGCGUCCCUUGGAGUGGCGCGAUGGCCCGAACAGCCCACGCAGCCCGAGCGCUUCGGCGCGGGGCAGGCCGAGGACCGUCAGCAAGGAUCCGAGGGAGGCGAAGGAGCCACGGCUGAAGGUCAAGCGCCUUUGGCACGCUGGGCUGUUGAUGCCAAGCGGGUUGGAGCCUUUCCCCUCGGCUGUGCUCGCCAGCAGCUCUGACGCCUGUGUGGUCGCACACGAGGUUCGGACCGGGUUUCGGACCUUCUUCGACAUCUCCCAGGAAGGCGAAGCCGCUCCAAAGAAGGGCUCGACUCCACUGGCUGCGACUGUGCUGCGGUUCACUGCCUCCGGGCGCCUGCUCGCCGCAGGAGACACGGCGGGGCGUGUGCAUUUGUUUCUCCUCGGGCGCCUUGUGAGCAGCGAGUCCUCGCAAAUGCGCGUUCAAGCUCACCGAGUUCUGUGCUUGAGUGGCGAGGUGAUGGACAUUGUCAUCAAAGGCGAGCAGCUUAGCCGAGCCGUAUGCUGCCAGUCGCAACGCGAGCAAGAAGAACAGGACGCCAACGACACUUCAGCUGCGUCAGCUGGCGCAAGCCACGACGAGCACAGAGUGUUAGUGUACGACUUGCUGAACCCCUCCCUGGAUUUCAUGCUGCCAGAUGUCAAGCUAAAAGCGGAGGAUGCCAGCUCGGCAUUCUACGCUCAGCUGGAGAUGAUGCCCACCCUGCUGCAUCAGCAGCUUCCGGGCUUAGGCUGGACGCUGCUCCACUGCUGCGCCUGCCGGGGCCAAGCCUCCCAGGCCCGGCUGCUGGUGCGGCUCUCCGCAUCACCUUUCCAGCGGGAUGCCAAGGGCCGCAACGUGCUAGACGUGGCAUUGCAGCACAACGAGUUUGGAGUUGUGGAGGACCUGCUGGCGGUGCUCAUGGAGCAGCGCAGCGCGGAGUGUGGGUCCCACCCCUGGGAUCGCCACGGGGAGGAUGUGGAGGUCCUGGGCCGCGCGCUGCUUGCUCGCAGCCUGCCGGCAGAGCACUUGUCCCUGACGCGGACCGUGGUGCGGCUGUUGAAAAUGCGCACCGCCACUCUCCCCGAGUUCCUCGACCGCGUGUGCUGCGGCGUGCCAGGCCACUUCGAGGUGACGCGGGCCGGGGAACGGCUGAAGGCGCUGCCAGCGAGGGCAGCCUUGCAGGAGAAGGAGAUGAAGAUUCGCUCCUACAGCGCCCCGGUGUACCGCCCCGAUGCCCCGGAAUUCCGCGGUUUGGUGCCGAGCUUCGAGGAUGCCAGCACGCCAGAAAGGCCAGUGGAGAUCAACGUGUGGUACCUCCGGGGGGCCUUGGAUGAUGAGGUGGGCCUCAUCCCAGCGCUGCAGGAGUCGGAUCAGGAGGAGAUGAUGCGGACAAAUUUUGUCCACGUUCUUUUGGAGGAGCAGUGGACCACCGUAGGACGCAGGCAGUUCCGCGUGGAGCUGGCGCUGUACCUCGUGUACAUGGCCUGCUUCGCGGGCUUCUGCAUGGCCGGCCGGGGCAGCUGCCCGCCCCCGGAGACGCUGGCAGAGGACUUCCAGAGCUUCUCGGGUUCGGCCCUCCAGUUGAUCCGAGUGCUUUUGGCCCUUUACCAGCUCUUCUUCCUAUACGUGGAGAUGACUCAACUCUUCUUCGAAGUGCGAAGGGCGGAAACACAUGGCCUGACACAUGGCUGGUGGGAGCGCCUCCGGGCGUUGCUGAGCUACUUCACCACCUGGAACAACCUGGACAUGAUGCGCAUCGCCUUGGUCACUACGGCCAUCGUGUGGAGCAUUGUGGACCGGGAAGGCGUCUUCAUUGGUGAGGGCAAAAACCUGUUGGCCAUCACCACGGUCUUUGUGUGCUCCAGGCUGAUUAGCUUCCUGCGGGCGUUUCCCACCACGGGCCAUUUGGUCAGGACACUAGUCACCAUCUUUUGGGACAUGGCAGUCUUCUUCCGGCUGAUGAUCCUCAUGAUGCUCACCUUCGUCUUCGCCUUCCUCCUGCUUUACGGGCAGCCUUUCACGCUGGAUGGCUUCGGCACCAUGAUGUGGUAUGUCUAUGUGCACGGCGUCUUUGGGGAUACGGACGAUGCGCCAGAGGGCGGGGAUGAUACGUCGCUCACAGCGAAAUUCUUGCUGGUCAGCAUGGUGAUCGUGAUGCUGGUGGUGAUGAUGAACUUUCUAAUCGCUAUCAUGAGUGACAGCUACGACAAGGUGCAGGAGAGCGCGGAGGUGGCGCGAAACUUCAUGCGCCUGGAGCUGGUCUACGAGGCAGCGGUGUCCAACAUCAUCCCGAAACGCAGGAGGCUGCCAAAGGCCUAUGUCUUCACCUGCGAGGGCGUGCGCUACGCAGGGGGCCAGCCGGUCCAGGAAGCGAGCCGCUGGGAGGGCCGCGUGCGGCAGGUUGAGAAGGCGGUGAAGCGGGAGAGCCGGCAUACUUCCCUUGCACUCUCCGAGCAGGCUGGUCAGCUGACGGCCAUCGAAGAUCGUAUCUAUGCCUUGGAGUCUCACAUGAACCAGGGCCAUGGGCGGCUUCAAGAGACCUUGGAGCGUUUGAUGGAGCAGGUGCGCCAGAACAGCGCAGGAGGCCUGGCAGAUCGGCAAACGCCGCGACCGCAGGGCGAAUCCCAGCAGGAGUCAGCGCGUAGUGGCGGAGCUGGUUGA